AGUUUCCAGAUGUGAGGUGAGACUUUUUAACAUAUCUUUAAUAUCUACGUUUACGUUGUGAGUCCAGUAACUGACAGCAGGUUCGUAUUGCAGGUGUAUCCGCCUCCGUCCACGUCGCUGGGCUUCAGGGUGAGUUUCCUCCUUUCUCCUGUUGAAGAUAAUACAGACGACAAUCCUAAAGGGCGGGUUAUUUAUAAUGAGGGAGUCCAGGAAGGGGGAGAUGACACUGUACUGUAUUUCAUGACCUUGCCAGCCCAUUGGUUUGACCACUGAUCCACUUCCAUAAAGAGAAAGUGGAGGCUUUAGAGGGAUAUCACACAUCGCAAUAUAUACCUAGUGAGCCCUCGGUCGACGGGACUCGGUCUGUGUCUGUGACCCAUCAAGCUCAGCUCAGUAGCAAAUCCCAGAUUUGAAGCUGAGGACCCUGUUUUCGUUCUGAUUGUUUUCAGGCAGCAGCAGCAUCCUUCCGCUAACAUGGCUGACGAGAAGCGACUCUCUGCGAGACGCAAGCACACGCUGAAGAGCUGCAUGCUGGUGGUGGCCAACACUCUGCUGGAGGCCGAGGCAGAGAAGAAGGCGGAGGAGAGGCAGACGUUCCUGGCUGACAAGCUCCCUCCCCUGGAGCUGCCGUACUCCAGGGACGAGCUGCUGGAACUUUGCACGAAGCUUCAUGAGCAGAUUGACGUCAGUGAAGAGGAGAGAUACUGCAUAGAGUUCAAGCUGAACAUGGUUCUGAAUGAGGUGAGAGACCUCAACAUAAAGAUUGUGGAUCUGCGAGGAAAGUUCAAGAGGCCCCGUCUGAAGAAGGUGCGCAUGUCGGCCGACGCCAUGCUGAAGGCGCUGCUGGGCUCCAAGCACACGGUCAACAUGGACCUGAGGGCCAACCUGAAGCAGGUCAAGAAGGAGGUGAAGGAGGAGGACAAGCAGCUGCGCGACGUGGGAGACUGGCGUAAGAACAUUGAGGACAAGUCUGACAGGAAGAAGAUGUUCGAUAGUUAAAUGUGACCUGUCUCCAGAUGUUUCGGAGGCUUAUGAGUGUUUUCAGGUCGAACGUCUUUAAAUCUGAAGAGUUUUAUUUUGAAAAGAUGCAUAUGUGUUCCCUUGUUAUUUAAUGGAAAUCUGUGAUAAAAGCGAUCAGAGCUUCUAAUGAGCACAGUUUAAUGAGAGGCCUUAAGCAGCUCAGGUUGUUUACAGGUGUUUAUGUUUUCAAGGCAUUUUAGGUUUUAUACUUUAUCACUGAGCUGAGAGCGAUGAGGUGGAGCCAGACUCAAUUUGGAACUAAAUUCUUUAGUGAAAUCGAAGCAUCUUCUGCUUCUGGGACGUGUGUUGAAUCGAAGCUGCUCUGGUUCUGUGAAGGCAACUGUUUGUCUGUUUGUGAGCUUCAGCUGUUCAGGAUGUGAAAUGUUUGUCUGUCACAUUAAAUACAAAAGCUUAAUGUUCA
Messenger RNA from Betta splendens (Siamese fighting fish), 1441 nucleotides. It is a transcript of the gene tnni2a.2, whose product is annotated as troponin I type 2a (skeletal, fast), tandem duplicate 2. Gene Ontology annotation, cellular component: troponin complex. The record is from RefSeq and is a predicted model, not a curated record. Gene Ontology annotation, biological process: muscle contraction. The transcript is spliced from 7 exons. Bases 475 to 999 code for a protein of 174 amino acids. Lineage: Eukaryota; Metazoa; Chordata; Actinopteri; Anabantiformes; Osphronemidae.